AUGCAGCACGACCGGCCCGGGUGCGGAGCCAGGCGGUGGCUGGGAAGAAGGGUCGCGCGGCUGGGCCUGGUGCCCAGGAGCGGGAGGCCUGCGGCGGCUGUAGGGCAAAGAAGGCAGAGGCAGGCUGUAGGAGGCUGGGCGCGGAAGGCCGUGGGUGCGCUGCCACCUUUCUGCCAGGUGGGCUGCGGAGCGGGCGCUGCGCCCAAAAGGGCGCGGCCGGGGUCCGGACCACUACACGCGGGAGGUGAGGAGGGGGCGGGGCCGCGGGGCGGGGCCGCGGGGGCGGGUCCCAUUGGCCCCCGCGGGAGCGGCCGCGGCCGCGGCGGCGCAGGCGCGGUUCCCGCCUCCUCGGCCGGCGAACGAGUGGAGGCUGCAUCCCGGUGCGGCUGGUUGUCGCGUCGCCGCCGCCUCCGCCGCGGAGCACCCCCCCUUCCCCCCCGCCCCGCCGGGCUGCCUAGAGUCGGAAUGAGCUCCAGGAAAGUGCUGGCCAUUCAGGCCCGAAAGCGGAGGCCGAAAAGAGAGAAACAUCCGAAAAAGCCAGAGCCUCAGCAGAAAGCUCCUUUAGUUCCUCCUCCUCCUCCACCACCACCACCACCACCACCGCUGCCACCACCGCUGCCAGACCCAGUGCCCCCAGAGCCAGAGGAGGAGAUUCUGGGAUCAGAUGAUGAGGAGCAGGAGGACCCCGCAGAUUACUGCAAAGGUGAUGUGGUGGAAUGGCAGGGUGGGCUUGCUUUCCUUGUAGGGCUACCAAGUAACUUGGGGAGUGGGCCAGGGGAGUUAGUGCAGUAACUACUUGAUAUUUAU
This is a messenger RNA of Peromyscus californicus insignis, 807 nucleotides long. RefSeq names its product protein enabled homolog. Lineage: Eukaryota; Metazoa; Chordata; Mammalia; Rodentia; Cricetidae. The record is from RefSeq and is a predicted model, not a curated record. The transcript is spliced from 3 exons. The coding region runs from base 1 to 792 and encodes 263 amino acids.